UGUCUGCUCCCUCCUUCUCGGCCCGGCUGCCUCCCUCCGCGGCGCUCGCCGACAUGGCCGCAGCUGCGCCGCCGGAGCCCCGGCUGCUGCUCGCCCUGCUGCUGCUGCUGCUGUCGCUGCCGCCGCCUCCGGGCUCGUGCUGUGCCGCCGCCGCCGCGCCCGACCUGGGCCGCCGCUUCGCCGAGCGCAAGCGCUGCGCCGACCUCGAGUGCAGCAUGUUAAUGUGCCGAGGGAAGGCCAUGCAGGAUUUUAAAGGUCCAGACUGUCGCUUUGUAAAUUUUAAGAAGGGAGAAGCAGUGUAUGUGUAUUAUAAACUAAUAGGAGAAUCCACUGAGCUUUGGGCUGGAAGCGUUGGAAGUGAUUUUGGAUAUUUUCCAAAGGAUUUACUUGAAAUAAAUCAUAACUAUUCCAAUGAGGAGCUAGAAUUACCAACAGAUGAAACAGACUUUGUUUGCUUUGAUGGAGGAAGGGAUGACUUUGAUAAUUAUAAUGUGGAUGAACUUCUGAAGUCAUUGCAAGAGACAGUAGCAAAUGAAGGGGAAACUGAUCCAGGGACAAAACCAGCUGAAGGAAUUGAGAAGGAUAAGGAGGUUGAACAGACUGAUAGAGGAAAGUCCUUUGGUGCUUUGGAGACAGACAAUCUUGAGCAAAGCGCUGAAGAAGAAAAGGAAAAACUUGUCUUGUCAGACAAAGUUGACAAUUCUCUUACAGAAGGAACUGAAAAUACUGGGGGAGACUCCAGUGUCAAUAGUCACAAAGAAGGCUCUCGGGGAGAUCAAAUUGCACAUGAGCACUUGAAAGGAAUGCUACAUGGAAAACUAAAAGGGCUAGAAAGUGAAAAUACCAAAAACACUAGUAUUCCUCAGGGUGAAACCAGCCAACUUGACCAAGAGAAUGAAGUCAAUGCCUAUACACUUUUAAACAGAGAACUCUCUGUGAACUUAAAAACAAAAUUUGGCUCAACUGCUGAUGCUGUUGUAUCAGAUGAUGAAGUGACUCGCCUUGUUACUUCACUGGAAGAUGAUUUAAAUGAAGAUUUGAGCAUUAAUCCUCACAAUGAAGAGGAGGAGCCAGAGUUUGCAGAUCAAUCUGCAGAAAUCCCUUUGCUGUCUUUUACAGCAGAAGAUGAAAUUACAUCCCCUGUGGAUUUAGAAGAUGAUGGAAAUGAUGACGUUAAGUCACAAAAUCAUGAACCCGAUAAAGAUGCAAAGGGUGCUACAAAGCUAAAUAACCAAAGAGACAAUGGAGAGGAACGUGAUUCAGAUGCAUUAGGUCUUAAGGAUGCCUUCAGUAAGAGCAGGAACUCUGGUGACAGUGUAAGUGUAGACAGGUUUGAAUCUGAACAAACAGAAGAGAAACAGGAGGAGGUGGUGCUAAUUAGUAAAAGAGAAGCACCAGCAACAACUCAACCUGAGGAUCUCUCCAAAGAACUCCUUGGAAAGGAACCUGUGGGUACAGGUGAUCUGGGUUUAAAAGAAAAAGCCAACAGAACUGAACAGUUGGAGGAGCAGAUAACUGAUGGAACAGAGUCACAUUCUGCAGCACUGAAAGGUACAGCAGUGCCUGAUCCUCCUUUGCCUAGUCCAGACAGUGCUCUGGAGUCCAAAUCAUUACUUAAAAACAAGGAAGAUGCUUCAGUACCAUCUGAUGAUGAUAUCAUCAAAAGUCCUGAAAGAGUUCCACUUGCUCCAAUAGAGAAAAGUGAGAAACAGUUUGAGGAUGAUACCUCGGAGGAGUCCUUGGAAAGUGAUUUAAAGCACAAAAGACCAUGGGAGAAAACAAUGGAGAAGGGAGAAGCUGAGAACAAACCUCCAGUUAAUGUUCUAGCCAAACUAGUGGAAGAAGUAAAAAAUGCAUCUCAAGGUGACCUAGGAGAUAUUGACCUUUUGAGACAGAAAGUGGAGCGUGGAAUGCCUGUUGUGGAGAAAGAACUUCUCAAACAUGAAGAUUUAAAACAAGCAGAGAAAACUGAUCAUGAAAAUAAAAAUCCCGCCUCUUCUAACAAAGAACUGGAAAUAAAAAAGAGAAACCUGAAAGAAACCCCUGCAGAGGAAGGAGAGCCAAGCUAUAGUGGAGGUGUUGAGCAACCUAGGCCAUGGGAAAAUGAAACUGAGUAUUCAGAGGCAGAUAUGAAUGAAAAACUUUCAAGAAAUCCUGGCAAGAUGCCAGUGUUUAAAGAAAGCACUGAGAAAAGUUCCCCUGAAGAAAAAUUAAAAAGCAUCACACAGAACACUAAUACAGAUAAUCUUACUCAUCAAGGAACUGCUCAUCCUGAGGAUGUGGGAUCAGACAGAAAUCUUGGCAAAGACUUGGCUAAAGAAACAACACAAAGAGCAGAAUUGCAAUCUGAAGAGCCAGAUGCUGAAGAUGACCCUGACCUGAAAGAAGCGGAUGAUGGGCUACUGGAAGAUGAGAAUGCAGCAAGUGCAAAGUUGUCACAAGCAAGGGCUGCAAAUGCCCAGGGUAAUACACUAGGUGGUGAAAAUACAAAUCCUGAAUUAGAAGGACUCAGUAAAGCUGUUUCAGGAACCCCAAAUCCUACUUACAAAACAGAAGAGGAAACAAACUCAUUUCCUAAGGAGGAUAAAACAAUCAGCAUGCAAAAUGCAAGCGAGAUUGGGAACAAAGUAGUUGACGUAUCAGUGAGAAAAGAUGCUGAAUUGGACGAGAUGCAACAUGUCACAGAAGCUGAUGAGGAGUCUUCUGAACAUGAGGAACCAUCAGCUGUGGAAGAACAUAAUUUCCAAUCUCCUCACACAGAAGACAGCAAUGACUUUGACCAAAGGAAAGAUCAUCUCCUAGAGGGCAUUUCACAGAGAGACUCAAAAGAGGUGCAAAAUUUAGAGCAAACAAGAAAUGACCACCAGCAAUCUGCAUAUGUCCCCAGCCCUGCAGACAGCUCAGAAGCCACCAGUGACAUGGUAACAGACUUCAGUGAGUCUGUGCAGCGGCUCUCAAUAAUGAAAGAGUUCCUGGAUGAAAAGCACGUGAUGCGCCUACAGAAGUACCUUGGGCUCCAACAUGUGCUUAGGGUUGAAGCCAUGUUCCACGACAUGAAGGUGGAGAUGGAGCUUGCUCGGAAGGCGAGCCAGAAUAAUGAAGAUAUAGAGAAAGCUCUGGAUGAGAUACUGGAGUUUUCAGAAUCGAGUAUUAUGGAUGUUGUAGGAAAAGUUCUGGAUUCCAGGGUGGCAGAAAAUAAGGAGGAGGUUGUGAGGGAGAUGGAUUUGUAUGAUGAGGAAAGUGCACUGAUGGAUGAUAUCCAAGAGUUAAUAUAUUCAUUAAGAAGUAAAUAUUCAUCUGCUGGUGAGAGUGUCCUACUUGCUUCUCCUCCAGAACAGGGAGAUGACCAGCUGCACAUUCAAGAUGGUGCAAAAGAGGCUGAAUAUGACAGUGUUUCUGGAAUACCAUAUGGCAGAAACCCGAAUUCCAUUGAUGAGGGCAAUCGGGAAUUUCAGCAGCUCAUUGAAGAUAAGAGGCCAGAGCAGCCUAUAGAGGAGGGGGAGAAGAGGGCUGUCAAUGUUCCACCUGAGCAUGAAGAGGUCAACUACUCAGAUAAUGGAGAAGCUGAAGAAAGGUAUGAUAGUGGAAGAGGAUCACUCCUGGAAGAUACUUCCUUUGCGUCAGUUGAUUCAGGAGAGAGUGCCAGCAAACACAUUGCUGAAGGUGCCGGUGCGGGCGCCGCCUGGCGGGGGGCCCUGGGCGAGGCGCGGGAGCUGCUGCGGCGGCCGCCAUGGAUACCGCGGGCGGCAGUGGGUGGCCGGUGGAGGAGCCCUCGGGGCGGCGGAAGCUGUUGCAGGUUAGGGCAGGGAAACGGCGGCGGGCGGAGGGCUGGCCGUGAGGAGCGGCGGAGGAGUUUCAGCGGCCCGACCCGGGCAGUGACACACCUCCCCCAAGCGAGGCUGGUCUCUGAGGGGGUCACCCCGGCGUACCCCGCCGUGAGGGCGGCUGGCAUUCCGUGCCUCCGGCCCGUAAUGUGGGGCAAUCCGGGGGAGGCUCCCGCUGGCAUCAGGGAUCGCUGCCUGUCUCUUCCGGAUGGCGGGGAGAGCUCGUCCCCCGGCCAGGCUCUGCAGGGGCAAGUGUGCGCCCUCCUUUCUGUCCCCCUUCGUCUGCCGGCUGUGGAGAAGUUGGUUGCCACGCUGCCUGAGGAAAUGCGUCCUGGGCCUGAUUUUCAUGGACUUCCAUGGGAGCCUGUUAUUAUAACUGCCUUAGUAGGAAUUGUCACACUUGCUAUAUUUUUCUGGAGAACCUGCCUUUCAGUAAAGAGUAGAAUGUAUCAAGUGACUGAAAAACAACUUGCUGAAAAGAUUAAAAACCUUCUGCAAGAAAAAACAGAAAUCCUAGAAAAGUUGUCAGAAUAUGAUCAAAAGAUAAAAGAAGCAAAGGAAUCUGUGAAAGUGACCCAAGAACAAAAAGACAUUCUCUCAGAUGAAACUGCAGGACUUAAGGGCACUGUAAAAGAAUUGGAAGAAGCAAAUCAGCAGCUGGAUAACAAAGUGAAAAAUCUGCACACCAUGCUUGAAACAGAGAGAAAAAAGAAUGAGAAGAAACAGAAAAAGCUCUCUGAAACCCAGAAGUCCUUGGAGAAGCUUGAGGAAGCUAUCACUAUGCAUUCUGCAGAGCUUUCAGAGGUGCAGAUAGCCCUUAAUGAAGCGAAACUGAGUGAAGAAAAGGUGAAAUCUGAGCUUCAUCAUGUGCAGGAAGAGAAUGCUAGACUGAAAAAGAGCAAGGAGCAGCUGCUAAAAGAAGCUGAAGGUUGGAGUGAGAGGCAUUCUGAGCUCCAUGAGCAGAUUCAACUGUAUCAGAAAUCUCAGAAGGACAUAGAAGAGACACUUGCCUACAAAGAAAAUGAAAUUGAAGUUUUAACCAAUUGCAUUAUGCAGUUGAAGCAUCUGGACAUGGAUUCAGAGGGCAAGAAGGAUGACAGAGGGCCUGAGUGGAGCCCAGAGGAUGAUCUGGCCAAUGGAGAGUUGCCAGAUAUUGAAAGUGAGAAGAUGAGGACUCAGAUUAAGCAGAUGAUGGAUGUCUCCAGGGUCAAAACAAUGUUGUCCAUAGUUGAAGAAGACAGAAAUCUUCUGCAAUGCAAACUGAAUGAUGAAGUAACAGCAAGACAUGAGCUGGAAGAGAAGAUAAAAACAUUGGAACAUGAUUCCUGUUCACUGCAGUCAGCCAAAACUCAACUGGAAAAUGAAUGCAAAACUCUUCAGCAGAAAGUGGAGAUACUUGGUGAACUGUACCAGCAGAAGGAGAUGGCACUCCAGAAAAAACUAACCCAGGAAGAGUACGAGCGUCAGGAGAAGGAGCAGAAAUUGUGUGCUGCAGAUGAAAAAGCCAUGCUGGCCAUCGAGGAAGUGAAAGUUUACAAGCAAAGGAUCCAAGAUAUGGAAGAAGAAUUGCAAAAAACAGAGCGAUCUUACAAAAACCAGAUUGCUGCUCAUGAGAAAAAGGCACAUGACAACUGGCUCAUUGCCCGCUCUGCUGAGAGAGCUCUGGCUGAAGAGAAAAGAGAAGCAGCCAACCUGAGACAGAAAUUAAUAGAGGUAAACCAAAAAAUCAUCAUGCUUCAAAGACCAGUCAUUGUAAAGCCAACUCCAGGCAGGCCUGACCACCAGAUCCCACCGCGACGAGGGCCCUUAAGCAGAGAUGGCUCUUCUGGCCCAUCACCUGUGAGUGGGGGAAAUCCAUCCCCCACACAGAUGAAUGAUGUCCCUGCCCGGCCCCUCUCUGCUCCUCGAAGGGAAGGUGCACGGGGUGAAUUUGGUGCAAUGGUGGAUGGCCUCCCUUCCCCACGAAGGCCUCCAGAUCUGCCUGGAAGGAUGUCUGUUCCUGAUAUUGGGCCUGCUAUGGCAUCCCUAAUCAGAAGUGAGCCAAGAACCUCCUCCCCUUCCACAGGAAUUGAUGGAGUGGGUAACGCUGGUGCCAAAGGCCCCUCUCCUUUCCCUGGGACACCUCUGAUGAACUCCCCAGUGAUGGGGCCUCCGCCACCACCACCCAUUCGCUACGGACCGCCAGGACCGCCACCUCCUCCUCUGCGGGGGCACUUCGGGCCUCGGCCUCUCCCUGGGCACCCAGGUUGUGGUCCUCCCUUGCUACCUCCAGCUGGAAGAGAUUUCUUACCUAGUCCACGUUUGCCUCCUGGCCCACUCCCUCCUCCCCCUGAUCCCAGAGGCUACACACAUGGGCAUCUUCCCUUCCGCCCCCUUGCCCCUCCUGGCCCCAGGGAUUAUCCUCCAGACCCCCGGCUACCCCUGCAGGCUUCCAGGGACUAUGCUCCUUCUCCCAACAGAGACUUGCCUCCACCGGUGCCCAGGGACUGAGACCAGCUGGCCCCAAGGACUACGCACAUCCCCAGAGCAGGAUCCCUACCUGCAGCGCCCAGCCAGCCCUACGGACCCGGCUCCUGUGUGCACAACUCUAGGAAAUGGCUCUUGAUUUGAAGACACUGGUCUCAUUUCAGUAUAUCUCAGCUUUUGCAGGAUUAAUUUUUAUCCAGUUGCUACAGGUGUCUUAUGUGCAUUUAUGAUCACAAAUUCAUCCAUCCACUUGGGUUGCAAGAACCUUUCUGUGAUGGACUUGAACCUAUUCUAAAAGUGCAAUAGGAAGGAAGUACCUGUUAGGAGAGUUUUAAUUCAAUGUAGCCUUUGUAAGCAGUUGGCGAAUGAACUAAUUUCGUUAAAAAUGUAUAUCAAAUCAUUUCCUGUGGAAAUAAUUUUUAAGUAAAAUGCUAUCCAACCUGC
This is a messenger RNA of Passer domesticus (house sparrow), 6734 nucleotides long. It is a transcript of the gene MIA3, whose product is annotated as MIA SH3 domain ER export factor 3. The transcript has 29 exons. Gene Ontology annotation, molecular function: protein binding. The record is from RefSeq and is a predicted model, not a curated record. Gene Ontology annotation, cellular component: endoplasmic reticulum exit site; endoplasmic reticulum membrane. NCBI's taxonomy places the organism in Eukaryota, Metazoa, Chordata, Aves, Passeriformes, Passeridae. Gene Ontology annotation, biological process: endoplasmic reticulum to Golgi vesicle-mediated transport; vesicle cargo loading; protein secretion. The coding region runs from base 54 to 6314 and encodes 2086 amino acids.